ACUAGUGCAGUCAGUGCAGUUAAGAAAAAAACCGGCCCGAGAACAGACCCAUGGUCGAAGGGGGACUUAACCUAAAAGACUCUUCCUCUUCGAAAGGGAAAACAGAUAGCUACGAAACGCGGAAACGGGGGCUCCGACUCUUCGAGUGACAAGAGUGACAGGGUAACGAGUGUCGUACCGCGUUGCGAUCCGAGACCAUGUACGCGGCGAGCGCGCGCGCCGGUGUUGCCCGCGUGUUCCACGCGCGCCGGGGGCUGCACGGCAACGCGGAAUCGGUCGAGGCGUGCACGGAAAUCGUGAACCGAAAUCCGCGAAACUUGGAGCGGCUGAGGAUAGCGAGGAAACCCAUGGGUUAUUACCUCAACAAAUCCGGGCACACGUACUGGCACAAGUUGUUCCUUGUUAAGAAACCGCGCUACAUCACCGCGGAAGUCCGCCACUUCGAGAACGGACCCGUCGUCACAGCCUCCAGUGGGGAAUGGGCGCUGAAGAGGCAGUUAUAUCGAUGCGGUGACAUCUCAGCUUACAUUAAUGUGGGACGAGUGUUGGCUCGGCGUUGCCUGGAGGCUGGGAUCUGCGAAAUGAAGGUUGACCCUGAGUUAACUGGAGACAAAUGUGAAUUGUUGCUCGAAGAAUUGAGAAAAGGUAAUAUCAUUCUGAGCGAACCAUUGGUGUACAGGUUUCCGACUUGUUGGUCCAAGCACUGGCCGGAAAAGCCGUGGGAGAUCCACGAAUAAUCUGCUUUGUCUCCUAUAUAGCGAUGUGCGAACGGACUAUAAAGUGUAGAGUGCGCGUCGUGCUUUUCCGUGGAAACCGAAUAAGGUGAAACUCAGUGGUCGAUAUAAGAUAUUUUAUUAUCUUAGCGUCUAUCCACUGUGAAAUGCCGAAUUUUGUACAUUACAGUAUCUAGGAGUAAAAAUAAAUAAUUGUAUCGCUGUUAAAUAAAUGCCUAGACUAUUAGAGAUGUAAUGCUGUUACUUAAAAGCUACAUCGUACCUAAGGCAAGUACAUUCCAUCAGACAUGGUCUGCGAUGCAAGUGGAAUGUUGUUACGUGACUCUUAUCAUAAUGACUGUAAUAGAAAAUUUAAGUUAAGUAUAUGUACAUGUACAGAUUGAUACAGAAAUGAUUCUGAAAAUUGAUAAAUUUGUUUAGUGAUGAGUAGCGGUACAUGUACCGGUUUACUGAUAUACAAACUCGGUCUACAACUCGAGAUAUUCCCGUGUCAUUCUGUACAUGUGAAUUAAAAAAAUAA
Vollenhovia emeryi is the source of this 1254-nucleotide messenger RNA. It is a transcript of the gene mRpL18, whose product is annotated as 39S ribosomal protein L18, mitochondrial. Gene Ontology annotation, cellular component: ribosome; mitochondrion. The transcript is spliced from 3 exons. The record is from RefSeq and is a predicted model, not a curated record. Gene Ontology annotation, molecular function: 5S rRNA binding; structural constituent of ribosome. Gene Ontology annotation, biological process: translation. NCBI's taxonomy places the organism in Eukaryota, Metazoa, Arthropoda, Insecta, Hymenoptera, Formicidae. The coding region runs from base 198 to 737 and encodes 179 amino acids.